CGUCGUCGUCGUCGUCUCCUCCAUCGAUCUCUUCUCCCCCCCUCCUCCCCCUCCCCCACAACGCAACGGAGCCCUCGAGGCCAUUUCCCUCUCCCCCACCCUCUCUCUCUCUCUCUCUCGCUCUCUCUCUCUCUCUCCAUACUAUACAUACACACUCUCUCUCUCUCCUGUUCUGCUUCCUCAGAUCGGAUUCACUGGGGGGAGGGAUCGGCGAUCGAGUACAGGUAUGAUUCAAGCAGCAUUUUGUGUCCAAUCUAGGCCCGUUCUAUGUGGCCUCGAUCGCCGCGGAACGCCGUUGAUCGGAGGCUCCGGAGUAUGCCGAUUGAGACGAAGGGGUGGCCUUUCGAUCCGCCCCGAUCGGGGAGCUAGGGUUUUGUGCUGCUUAAAGGUCGAAUUCCAAGUAAGGAGGAGGCACUCCCCGUUCUUGGAUAGUGCGCUAUUGCCUGGUGGGAAUGAUCUGACCUCACAUGAGUGGAAGGCAGUUCCAGAUAUCUGGAGAUCGUCAGCAGAAAAAUAUGGCGAUCGGGUUGCAUUGGUGGAUCCUUAUCAUGAUCCUCCAUCACAAUUAACUUAUAAGCAGCUUGAACAAGAAAUUUUGAACUUCUCUGAAGGUUUAAGAGUAGCAGGAGUUAUUCCAGAUGAAAAGUUGGCGCUUUUUGCUGACAAUUCAUGCAGGUGGCUGGUUGCCGAUCAAGGAAUUAUGGCUACUGGUGCAAUCAAUGUUGUUCGAGGCACAAGAUCUUCCGACGAAGAAUUGAUGCAAAUAUACAACCAUUCUGACAGCGUUGCACUUGUGGUGGAUAGUCCACAAUUUUUUAACAGGCUUGCAGAAUCAUUCAUUCCGAGGGUAGAUGUAAGAUUUGUUGUUCUACUUUGGGGUGAGAAAUCAAGCCUAAAUAGCAAAUCAAUAAAGGACAUACCCUUAUAUGACUAUAGAGAAAUCAUAAAACUAGGGCAGGAAAGCCGCGAUGCAUUGCUCCAAUCUUGCAAAGAAGGCCAACAUUAUUCGUUUGAAACCAUCAAUUCUGAAGAUGUUGCAACUGUGAUGUAUACAAGCGGAACAAGCGGCAUGCCAAAAGGUGUAUUGCUUACACAUCGAAAUCUCUUGCAUCAGAUAGAGAACCUAUGGGACAUUGUUCCUGCAGAGCCUGGAGACAGGUUCCUAAGCAUGCUUCCAUCUUGGCAUUCAUAUGAACGAGCUGCGGAGUAUUUCACAUUCACACAUGGCAUCGAGCAAGUUUACACAAAUGUGAGGUAUUUGAAGGAAGAUUUGCAGCGGUAUCAACCUCACUACCUUGUAUCAGUUCCUUUGGUUUAUGAAACACUGUACAGUUCGAUACAUAAGCAAAUUUAUGCAAGCUCUGCUGCUCGGAAGUUCAUUGCACUUACAUUAAUCAAGAUUAGUUUGUUAUACAUGGAGGCUAAGAGAAUUUAUGAGGGAAAAGUCUUAACCAAAAGUCCUAUCCAGCCUUCAUUUUUUGCUGCUAUGAUAGACUGGUUGUGGGCAAGAAUUAUAUCCACGCUUUUAUUGCCUUUGCAUUACCUGGGAAAGAAGUUAGUCUACAAUAAAAUUCACUCUGCUAUUGGAAUAUCGAAGGCUGGUUUGAGUGGUGGUGGAAGUCUUGCGAUGUACAUUGACAGAUUUUUUGAGGCAAUUGGUGUGAAGGUGCAAAACGGUUAUGGCCUAACAGAGACUUCUCCAGUGCUAGCUGUCCGCCAUCCAGCACUCAAUGUUCUUGGCACAGUUGGGCACCCUCUGAAGUACACAGAAAUCAAGAUCGUGGACAUAGAAUCAGGUAAAGUGCUCCCAAAUGGUUCAAAAGGGACAGUCAAAGCUAAAGGGCCGCAGGUGAUGAAAGGUUACUAUAAGAAUCCAUCUGCUACAAAUGCAGCUUUGGAUGAAGAUGGCUGGUUCAACACUGGUGAUAUAGGUUGGCUUGUCCCAAGUCAUGCUAGAGGGCGUAGCCGUAACUGUGGGGGAAUGCUUGUUCUCGAAGGACGUGUGAAGGAUACUAUUGUUCUUAGCACAGGUGAAAAUGUUGAACCUGCAGAGCUUGAGGAAGCUGCCCUGAGAAGUAGUUUAAUUCAGCAGAUUGUGGUUAUUGGUCAGGACCAACGACGCUUAGGUGCUCUUGUUGUUCCAAACAAAGAUGAAGUAUCAGCAGCAGCAAGAAUGAGGGCCAUCGAUGAUGAUGCGACGGACCUCAGCAAAGAUAAAAUGAUGAACUUACUAUAUGAUGAAAUCAGAACUUGGACUUCUGGUUGCACUUUCCAAAUCGGACCUAUACUGAUACUGGACGAACCAUUUACGAUUGAGAACGGCUUAAUGACGCCAACUAUGAAAGUACGGCGUGACAAAGUAGCUGAAAGAUAUCGCGAACAGAUCACGAAACUCUACAAGUAAAAUAAUUAGCUUAGAAACAAUUUCCUAUUUUCAUCACUCUGUCACUUUAAUGCUCGCGAGAUAUGUUUUUAAGGGUGUGCUCAAACUGAGGGUUUCAGUAACCUAAUAAUGUAUAGGAUUCAGUGGAAGGACUUGGUCAAUGCCGCGGUAAAAAAAAAAAAAAGAAAAAAAAUACUGGAAAUGUUAGAUUCCUUUUGUAUGUGUAACUUUCAUUUUCUUUUUUUUCAAUCUCUGUAGGAUUUUUGUGUAUGGCGAUUUUCUUUUCAAUCUAAGUAGUUUCUGAA
Ananas comosus (pineapple) is the source of this 2688-nucleotide messenger RNA. Its product is annotated as probable acyl-activating enzyme 16, chloroplastic. Gene Ontology annotation, molecular function: long-chain fatty acid [acyl-carrier-protein] ligase activity. The transcript is spliced from 18 exons. Lineage: Eukaryota; Viridiplantae; Streptophyta; Magnoliopsida; Poales; Bromeliaceae. Bases 227 to 2404 code for a protein of 725 amino acids. Gene Ontology annotation, biological process: fatty acid elongation. Gene Ontology annotation, cellular component: chloroplast. The record is from RefSeq and is a predicted model, not a curated record.